CAUCCGCCCCAGAUCCACGGGAGCAGAAGGUGAAACUUGCCAACAUGCCAACACCUGGCCUGGGCGCGCGGAGCGGGGGCAGCAUCCCCACGACCUCCCUGGCUCUACCUGCCAGGGCCGUUGCGCCCUCGCAGCCAGGCUCGGGAAAGACGGCGAGCUUUCCUCCGCGGGGCUCCGUCCGGUCCGGAGAGCCAGCAGAGGGCGCGACAUGCGCGCCGCGUUUCCUCCGCGGGGCCGGGCCAAGUUUGAAAAAGUUCCCCGCCGGCGCCGGAUGGGCUCCGGGGGCUACAGCGGCGGCGGCGGCGAUGGCGGCCGAGCAAAUCCAACAGGUCCCAGAUCCAUCAGGGAUCCAGCAGAAACUGGAAUCCGAAAAGGAAUCCGUCCGCCGGGCCAUCCAGAAAGAGCUGAAAAUCAAGGAAGGGGCUGAGAAUUUGCGAAAGGCGACCAAACACAAGAAGAAUUUGGCCCACGUGGAGACGGCCCUGAAGUCCUCCAGCCAGAAGUUGGAGCAGUUGCAAUGCCAGCUCCAAGCGCUCCAAGCACGGAUUGUCGCCGGAGAGCGAGACGGUGGACAAUCAGAUGCAAACGGGUCGCCCGAUCUCAAGCUUUGGGGGAAAGACCCCAACCACAUUUCAAAAAGGUUGGAGGCUCUGAAGAAACAGCUUCACAUUGAGCUGAAAGUGAAGCAGGGCGCCGAGAACAUGCUCCAGGUCUACUCCAGCACAGCAAAGGAGAGGAAACUCCUGGCAGCCGCUCAGCAAACCUUUCAGGACAGCAAGAUGAAAAUUGAGCGGAUCCGUAUGGAGAUGCUGAAGCUGUCUCAGGCGACGGGCGCUCCAGGGGUAGCAGGCAGGGCCCCCGUCUUGCUUCUGGAGCUGCGUCUGGAAGAACUGAGGCAUCGCCUGCGGAUCGAAGCAGCCGUGGCCGAGGGAGCCAAAAACGUGGUGAAGAUCCUUGGCGGGCGGCGGGUUCAAGACCGGAAGAUGUUGGCAGAGGCUCAGGCUUGUCUGCAGGAAUCCUCCCAGAAAAUCGACCUGUUUCGACUGGCUCUCGAGCACCUUCUGAGCCAGCUUCCUCCGGAUGACCCGAAACAGGGGCUGAUCAAGCGAGAGAUAAGGGACACCUUCUCCCUGGGGGCCCAAGAGUCGCCCCCGACUUCCAUCAGGCCCACGGCUCUCACAGGUAGCCUUCAAGUCCGCUUGGAAGGCUGUGAAGGCCUCUUGGAGAAGAUCUCGGGCCGUUCCCGUGUGGCCACUUCCUUGCCUGCUUCCACCAGCUCUGGGGACUUCAAGCUCUUGAGUCGGACGUGGGUUGGGAUCAACCUCCCUGGCCGGGGCUCUGUGGGAAAGAUCCUUCGCCAGGAGGAACUCAGCAGAGAAGUCCUGGCGGUUCUCAAAGUUGACAGCAAGUUUGCCAGUCAGACCAACUGGGGGCUGGUUAGCAGGCAAGCUUGGAACCAGACUUUCACGGUUGAGUUGGAGAGGUCUCGGGAGCUGGAGAUCUCGGUCUAUUGGCGUGACUGGCGCCAACUCUGCGGAGUGGCGUUUCUGCGCCUGGACGGCUUCCUAGACAACGCCAGGCACCCCAUGGCGGUUCCCCUCGAACCGCGAGGGACGCUCUUCCUAGAGGUGACGUUCAGCCAGCCGGUCGUUGAAACCCAUGCGAAACUGCAACGGCAGAAGCGCAUUUUCCCCAAACAGAAAGGGAAAGAAUUCCUGCGAGCUUCUCAAAUGAACGUCAACAUCGCCACCUGGGGACGUUUGAUGAUGAACCUCCUGCCCCCUUGCAGCUCCUUGAAUGCUUCAAGCCCUCCUUUCCGAGGGUCUCUGCGUCCAGAUGUUGCCUCUGCAGCUGUUGCUGAGGACAGCCCGGGGUCCUUGGGGUCCAGUGCUUCCCCUCCGGUGAAGCUGAUCCGGGGAAGUCAGCCGCCCCCUAAGCCCCCCCGCCUCUUCCUGCCUCUUUCCGGCAAGGAAACCGUCGCUUCUCCAGCAGAUCCGGCGGACCAGAAGACGCAUCUCCUCCGUGAAAAAACAGGCAACUCGCAACAAACCAGCAUCAGGAAAACCCUUCUUCACCUUGAAGACUUCUCUUGCAUGGCGGUUCUUGGUAGGGGCCACUUUGGAAAGGUCCUUCUCGCCCGUCACAAGGCCACCCAGAAGCUCUUCGCCAUCAAGGCUCUGAAGAAGCAAGAGAUCAUUAGCCGGGAUGAUCUGGACAGCUUGUAUUGUGAGAAACGUAUUUUUGAAGUCAUCAACCCUUCCGGUCAUCCCUUCCUGGUCAACAUGUUUGCCUGUUUCCAGACUUCGAGUCACGUAUGUUUCCUGAUGGAUUACGCUCCCGGCGGGGACCUCAUGAGGCACAUCAGCUUCAACAAUUUCUCUGAAGAUACCGCUCGGUUCUGCUCUGCCUGUGUGGUUUUAGGACUUCAGUUCUUACAUGAAAAGACCAUCAUUUACAGAGAUUUGAAAAUGGAUAACUUGCUUCUAGACGCCGAAGGAUUCGUGAAGAUCGGGGACUUUGGGCUUUGCAAGGAAGGUGUAGGUUUUGGAGACCGGACAAGCACUUUCUGUGGCACCCCAGAAUUCCUGGCUCCGGAAAUUUUGACGGAUCCAUCCUACACCCGGGCAGUGGACUGGUGGGGGCUCGGUGUGCUUAUUUUUGAGAUGCUGGUGGGAGAGUCUCCUUUCCCCGGGGACAACGAAGAGGAGAUGUUCGAUAGCAUCAUCAGCGAAGAAGUCCGUUUCCCGCGAUUCCUCUCCGAGCUCAGCACUUCGCUUAUGCACAAGCUUCUCCAAAAGUGUCCCGAGCGACGUCUCGGAGCAGGAGCGAAAGACGCCGAGGAGAUUAAAAUCCAUCCUUUUUUCAAGGAGAUGAAUUGGUCUGCUCUGCUUGCACGGAGGAUGAAACCCCCUUUGGUGCCCAUCCUCAAAAGUCCCACCGACAUCAGCAACUUUGACAAAGAGUUCACAUCUCAAAAGCCCAUCCUGACACCUCCCAGUGACGCCCCCCCUCUCUCUGCCGAGGAGCAAGCCCGCUUUAAGGAUUUCGACUUCCUUUCCAAGCACUUCCUGGCUGUCUGACUUCGGGCCUGACCCCCUGCACUGCUGCUAAAGAUCCCUGCCUCCAUCAGCUGCUGCUCAAGGCGAGCUUUAACUGAUCAGGGUUUGGGGAAACCGACAUUCCCAAGCACUGCUUUUCUUUUGUUUUUUUACAUUUUUUCCCAGGCAAAAAUGUUAAUCCUCUAGGGAGCAUCUAAGAACUGGUCAACUUCCAUCGGCUCCCCACUCCUUCUGAGUUGUUGGGGACGGGGCCAACCGUUUAUAGAGGGAGAUUUUUAGGCUGGACAGUUGUGAGUCUCGAAAACGAAUUGUGACUUUACUGACAGCUUUCUGGAAGGCUGAUAAAAGCCACGUGGGCCAAAAGUCAGUUUGCUCCGAGAAAUCCAUCCGGUGCCCCAAAGGUUUGGCUGUAGCAUCCAGGAGACAAACCAAUUCAAGGAACCGUUUCGGUUGGUCUCCUCCAUCAAGGCAUGAUGGAGCAUCCAAAAAGCAGGAUUGUGUGUUUGGGAACCUGCCCUCUUCUCCAACCCCACAAAGAUGCUCUCUAGGGCAGUGUUUCUCAACCUUUACGUCCACUGUGCGAAGAUCUUAAAAUCUGCUUAGUCCAGUGUUUCUCAACCUUGUCAACUCUGGCUCUGACAUUCGCUGGCUGGGGAAUUCUGGGAGUUGAAGUCCAGACAUCUUCAAGUUGCCAAGGUUGAGAAACACUGCUCUAGGGGGUCCGAAACCCUCCAAGGGAAACCGAGUACCACUUUUAGACGGGUAUGGCUGAGACCCAACACUCCGGAUUUCUUUUCUUGUCUGCAUUUUACGAUGAAACGUGUCGACUCCGACCAGAUGAAGGAGCCUCACUCUCCAAAAAUGUAGUUUUGCUUUUAGAGACGUAGAGUUUGCACCGUCUUUCCCAAGCUUGGCAACUUUUAAGAUGGGUGGAAUUCAACUCCCAGAAUCCCCCAGACUGCCUUGGGAAUUCUGGGUGUUGAAGUUUAUUAACAUUAGGGUUGAGUUAAAACCAUUUUUCCCCCCCUUAAGCUCUUCAACCCUGCUGUGAAGCAGCUCCUGAUUUAAAGGAUGAAGAAUUUGAGCCACUCCGAUCUCUUGGCUCCCACCUGCAAACCCCCAGCCCUGGGGAGGGGGAAAUUUGCUCCCUACCCCCAUCCCAUUGGGUCCCACGGCUGGGAUCUCUGCACAUCUGGAUAGAGGCCAGGCUGUCUCUAUAGAUAUCGGACCUCCGGUUAGGCAGGAGGCAGGAAGAUCGGCAGGCAGAACGCACGCUCUGAUUGGCGUGGAAUUUGAACUCUUAUCCUCCCACGGAACGACUGCAAGAGAUGCCCGGCGUUGGCCGGGAACAAAGCGCAUCUCUGUUCUUCCCUCUGUGGCUUUGGAAACAAAGCGAGCCCUCUUCCUUGUCCCCGGGCUCAGCCCAGGGCACAAGGCCUCGCUUUCGAGACGGUCACUCCGCCAGGCCUCAGCUGCCUCGGUUUCCCCAUCUGUUUCGCCUCCAGAGAUGUCACUUUUGGGGGCAAUCAAGUGAAUUUAUGCGAAUUGUACUUUUUUUUCCUUCUUCCUCUCUGCACCAGGCAUGGGAUGCAGAUUAUCUCCUGUUCGGAGGGAAGGGCGGGAGAGAGAGAAGAUAGGAAACUCGAUGCAAAAUGCGUCUCGCUUUUCGGUUGUUCACUGUGAUGGAAUUAAUUUAAGAUUAAACUCAUUUCAAAAGAAAGAAGCGCAUGGUUUCUAAGAUGGGGGGGGAAUCCUGCUAGCGUCAUUGAGCAUCUGGAAGAGGCAGGAAAGUUUCUUUCCUUUUUUUUUCCAGUUGCAAAUCCACGUCCUGGGCUACCUGGUAUCUCCAGUCCUGCUGUGGGUGAUGGGAACCGUAGUACAAGAUACCU
Messenger RNA from Thamnophis elegans (Western terrestrial garter snake), 4948 nucleotides. RefSeq names its product protein kinase N3 (gene PKN3). Gene Ontology annotation, biological process: signal transduction; protein phosphorylation. The transcript has 22 exons. Lineage: Eukaryota; Metazoa; Chordata; Lepidosauria; Squamata; Natricidae. The coding region runs from base 45 to 3080 and encodes 1011 amino acids. Gene Ontology annotation, molecular function: protein serine/threonine kinase activity; ATP binding; small GTPase binding. The record is from RefSeq and is a predicted model, not a curated record.